This is a messenger RNA of Vigna angularis (adzuki bean), 1681 nucleotides long. Its product is annotated as protein PIN-LIKES 3-like. Gene Ontology annotation, cellular component: membrane. Gene Ontology annotation, biological process: endoplasmic reticulum to cytosol auxin transport. NCBI's taxonomy places the organism in Eukaryota, Viridiplantae, Streptophyta, Magnoliopsida, Fabales, Fabaceae. Bases 252 to 1436 code for a protein of 394 amino acids. The transcript has 11 exons. The record is from RefSeq and is a predicted model, not a curated record.
GAAACUUUUGUUGAUCACUGUUCUUGGGGCAUUGCUUGCACAUGAUCGAUUUGAUAUACUAAGAGAGAAUGCAAGAAAGCACGUCAAUGCUUGAGGUGGUAAAAAAAAUUUCCAAUAUAGCUCAAGGUUCCAAGAAUGAAAGGAUUUUCUACAAAUUCUCAAAGGGUUUCAUCAAGGUUCAAAUUCAAGAAUGGUUGGCUAUUUGACUCAAACAAGCAAAAUACAACAAUGGCCUUGAUCAUAUAUCCAACAUGCAAGGGAAGAUUCAGCAUAGAAACUCAAGCAAAAUCAAAUGUGCAUCAACGAUGGUAUAUUUUGUCUUCACCCCUGCUCUUAUCUAUAGCAGCAUGUCUAAUACCUUAACCUUAAACAGUGUGAUUAUGUUGUGGUUCAUGCCUUUAAGUAUUCUUGGAACAUACAUUGCUGGAACAUUUCUUGGAUGGUUACUCAUCAAAAUAGUUAGAGUUCCUCCUCAUCUGCAUGGUCUUGUGUUAGGAUGCUGUGCUGCAGGAAAUCUGGCUAGUUUGCCUCUAACUGUAGUUCCAGCUAUCUGUAAACAGAAAAACAACCCUUUUGGAGAUGAAGCUAUUUGUCACAGAAAUGGACUUGCAUAUGCUUCUCUGUCCAUGGCUGUAGGAUACACCUAUGCUUGGUCUUUUACAUUCAACGUUGUUCGUAUAUAUUCUCCUAUGAUAUCUGAUGCAGCCAAAGUUGAUGAAUCCUCUGCAAAUUCAAAGUUUGAAUCAACAACUGAUCCAGAAAACCUUUUGAAAAGCUCUUGUGGAGCACUAAUCAUGGAUGCUGAUAUAGCAAAGCCUAAUGGUGGCAUGAAGCCAAGUGAAUUUGAAUGUAAAGUGCCUAAUGGACAAACAAAGGUACCAGAAAAGCCAAAGUUUAUCAAGCAGUUGAAACUAUUAGUUGAGAAGAUAAAAAACAUGAAGAUACUAAUUGCUCCUUCCACUAUGGCAGCGAUUAUGGGUGUGACAAUUGGUAUUGUGCCUCAACUUCGAAAAAUUCUAGUAGGUGACAAGGCUCUUCUUAAUGUGGUUCAAGACACUUUAACCAUGUUGGGGGAUGCAAGUGUUCCAGCAAUGGUGUUACUGCUUGGGGCAAAUCUUCUUAAGGGUUUAAAAGGAAUAGGAAAACAAGUUCCACUUAUUGUUGGCAUCAUUGUGGUUAAAUUUGUGGCCUUGCCAGCAAUAGGUGUAGGCAUUGUUAAAAGUGCUAUUCAUUUCAACUUGAUCCACCAUGAUCCAUUGUAUCAAUUUGUUUUACUGCUUCAAUAUGCCCUUCCACCUGCAAUAGUAGUGAGUACAAUUACUCAGAUGUUUGGAGUUGGUGAGGGUGAGUGCUCAGCUAUCAUGUUAGCAACUUAUGCCUGUUCUGCAAUUUUGCUUACUCUUUGGUGCACAUUGUUUAUGUGGCUUGUAAUAUAACUAUUUUCUAUUGUAAGAUUUUAUAUAUAUAUAUAUAUAUAUAUAUAUAUAUAUAUAUAUAUAUAUAUAUAUGUAUGUAUACGUAUAUAUGUUCACACAACACAUGUAUCAUUGUCAAGUGCAUUUAAGGAGCCAAAAUUGAACAUAGUUUGGCUAAAUUAUGAGUGGCAGAAGAGGGACAGAGAUUUGAACAAUGCAAAAGUAUAUGAAAAACAUACUAUAUGUCAUUAAUAUUUUCACUUAAA